Messenger RNA from Spodoptera litura, 1176 nucleotides. Lineage: Eukaryota; Metazoa; Arthropoda; Insecta; Lepidoptera; Noctuidae. The record is from RefSeq and is a predicted model, not a curated record.
AGACCUGGAGCAGAGCGCGGUGAGCAUCGAUCAAACGACACUCGAUGCGAUGGUAACCAGCACCCGCUGCACGAGCCACUAGUGCCACAGACUCCUAUGUGUAACAAUUGGUCGCCGCCGGAGCCCAAAGUGCUGAAGAGAACAAAAUGUUCCAUCACCCUAGACUGGCACAACGUGGAGCCGUUCCAAUUCAUCAGCGACGGGCUGCUCUACAGGCUGGAGAAGAAUGAGAAGAUACCUCCGUGGGUAGUUGUCUACAGAGGUGGCAAAACAUCAAAGGAGAUAGACAACCUGGCAUCGAGGCACUGCCACAAGUUCCGGCUGAGAGUGAUCGUGCAGGCGACGGCAGUGCCGAGCCUCGCAGCGCGGGCGCUGCAGUACUAUGGGGACGAGGCCGCUGUGUACGAGACCAUGAAGGGACUGGAAGAUAGCAAGGACAGCUGCGACACUCCUACUGAAGUCACCAGUGCAGUUGGCGCUGCAGUCACGGAGGCUGCUCCAUCUAGUGACAACGUUAAAGUACAAGCAGCAGAAGAUGAUCAGAAGCAAACUAAGUAAGUCGGUAGCAUACAGUUCGUAGCAAACAAUCAGUAUUCACAACUAUGACACGUACUCGUUUACCAUACUUCAUCUACAUUUACACUUAUGGUAUAAAGAGGAAAGAUUUGAUUUUUUGGUUGUUUGAAUUGAAUAGGCUCGAAACUACCGGACUGAUUUGAAAGAUUCUUUUACCGUUGGAAUCCUACAUUAUCGAUGAUGAACGUAACUAGGCUACAUUUAAUAACACAGAAAAAAGAGAACCGCGUGAAAAUUUCGAUAAUGUAACCCGAUGUGUGAAAAUACUACCAAAAAAUUCCUUCCUUUGACUGCCAAUAGAAAACUGUUUUCAAGGACUAAUAAUAGUAUUUAGCUUCGUCAGAAUCAAGGAUUUUAGAGAAAAAAUACAAAUUCAAUUAACAAAACAUAUUUUAUUCAUGGCAUGACUAGCUUCUGCCGACGGUUUCGCUCGUUCUCUUUUCAAAUAUUGAGGGCAGGUUUACAAAAGAUAAAAAAAUAAAAAAAAAAAAUAAAAAAGAUAAAAACGAAUUGGUGCCCAAUGUUUUGCUGGAGACAAAUAUGAUACCAAUUUUAGGUUUCUUGAAAAUUACGAAAUGCUACGUACAAACUUCCAUCCCC